This is a messenger RNA of Hevea brasiliensis (rubber tree), 2266 nucleotides long. RefSeq lists its product as uncharacterized. Bases 272 to 2011 code for a protein of 579 amino acids. Gene Ontology annotation, molecular function: exopolyphosphatase activity. Gene Ontology annotation, cellular component: cytoplasm. NCBI's taxonomy places the organism in Eukaryota, Viridiplantae, Streptophyta, Magnoliopsida, Malpighiales, Euphorbiaceae. The transcript has 13 exons. The record is from RefSeq and is a predicted model, not a curated record.
GAAACAAAUUUGUAUUAUUUUCAUCAAGAACCGUUGUAUCAUAAAUUUCCCGCGUACCAAAAAGACGAAAACGAGAAGACAAUUUUAAGUCAUUGACAGUAGAUGAGUUGUUCCAAUGGCGGAGUCUUCCACCUUUCAUAUAAUGUCUUCUUCGUUUCUUCCUCGUCCGCUCCAUGGAAUCUGCCGUCUCUUCGCUCCUCCCAGAUUAUAUCAAAGUCUCCUCUUCUCUCUCUCUCUAUCUCUCUCUCCAUCCAACUCCAACUAGAACAACAUGAUGAGCUCUCCCAGAGGAAUCCCCCUUCAGGAACCAUAUAUCCGUACCAGAGAGAAUCCAUACUUUGAUGGUCUAUUAAGAGAUGAUAAUGCCUCAAGGGAUCAGAGUUCUACCUUGGGCUUUCAAGGAAACGAUGAAAGCCGGAAUAUUUCUCGGACCACAUCUGAUAUUAGUGAUUCAAGAAGUAAAAGUUUUGUUCAAGAUAUAUCUGAUAAGUCCAUGGAAUCGAUGGAUGACUCAUUCUCAGAUGUUGUUCUGAAUCCCAUAGGGCAGUCUACAUUUAGGAGGUUGUCAAAGAUUGCUAAAGCAACUUCAUUCGGAUUCCCAAAUAUUCAAGCUGAUUUGAGGUUAGAGUUAGGUGAUACAUGUAAGUCAAUGGAAGAAUAUAGCCCAAAAGCCUCUGAAGCAACUGAAGAGUGUCAUAUUUUAUCUACACUAUCGAGACCUAUAAUAGAAAAAUCCUAUAGCCUGAACCAAAGGAAACAAAACCUGUUAAUGAUACCACUUCCUCAGUCUGCGGCAUUCUUUUAUAAUGUAUUGUCCCCCCUAGUUGAAAUUGUGGAAUCAUCUGAAAGCAUUAAUAGGCUGAAUUUGUACUUAAAAGCCAGAAGAGAUGAUGUAAGUGCUGGUGUUCCUGGAAGAUUCUUGCAUGCUGUCAUUGGGCAAUAUGUCUCUGAUGUUGGAUCCAUUGCUUCAACCAUCAUGUAUGCCUUCUAUUUGAAUGAAACUCUUGAAAGUGACCAGUUAUGCAGUGUACCUGUUAUCAAUAUGAAAAGGGCAGACCUAAGCUCUCAUUCUGAACUGAAAUGGUUGCUGGAUUCAUGCCAAAUUGAUGAGUCAUCUCUAAUUUUUGUAGAUGAGAUUGACCUGUCAUAUUAUGAUCUGUUUGGGAGUCUUAGGCUGGUUCUGCUAAAUGGGCACAAGCUCCCAGCCAAACAAGAGGCAUUAAAGGGAGCAGUAGUUGAAAUUUUCAAUUGCAGAAAGGGUGAAUCUGUGUAUCCUGGGGUUGAGAAUGCUACUGUGGGGCAGCCUAUUGCAUAUGUACAGGACUCUUGCUGCACCCUCAUUGCCGAAAAGUUUGCUCUGACUUCUCCGGAGAUUUUGGCUGCACAAGGAUUCAGUAGACUUUUGUUGGCAGGCAUCCUCUUGGACACUGGAAACCUCACUGGUCCACAUUGUACAACUAAAGACAAAUACAUGGCUACAUUGUUGGUCAAUGGUGCUGGUCGCUUUGGAUGCAAUGGUCUUUACCAACUAUUGAGAUACAAAAUGUGUGAUGUCUCUGAUCUCACAGUAGUUGACAUAUUGCGGAAGGAUUUUAAGAAGUGGACAAGAGUAGGCAAGGUAGAUAGUGUUGGUUCAAGAUCAGUGAUGUCAUAUAUUGGGAUGAGUUCUAUUGGCAUAUCAAUUGAGCAACUUCUUGCUCAUGACGCUACUUCAACUGAAGAAAUCAAAUAUUUCCAGCAGUUGGAGAAACUUCAGCUACUCAUGAUUGUAUCUGGGUAUUAUGAUUCACAGAAGAACUUCAAGAGAGAGAUAUUGGUCACUGCUGAAUCUGUGGAGCUUAUGAAGAAUCUACUCAUGUUCUUAAAUUCAAAGGCCUCACACUUACCACUCAAAGUUCUCCAUGACCCAGGUCUCAAAGAUGACAUGAAGGUAUUUGAGAUUGACAAGAUCACAUCAAGAAAGACCAUCGAGCGUCUCUUAGAAGAAUUUGGUGGAGCAUCAAAAGGCUAAUGUUAAGUUAACACGCAAAUAAUGGUGCAGAAACAAGUAAAUUUAGCGAGGAAUAUAGCCAACCAUGAUUGAAGAGUUUUGUAAGAGAUAUCACUGGCUAUGUGUGAUUAAAAGCAAGUUUUUUUUUUUUUUUGUUCAGACUUGUAUUCUUCAAAUUUAAUUUUCGAGCUUAUUUUCCUUAUCUAAGAUGCAUCAAAAGCCUAAGAAACUGCAUUCUUGCUGUUAGAUAAGCGUGUUUUUUAAGUGAUUGAAUUA